AUGACUACAGUAGCGGCACCAUACAUAGUCUCGUCCUCUCACACUGACGAGCAUCUCCACCUUAACCCAUCAGAGACGCCCCAUCUCAACAAGUCCGUUCAAUUCUCAAGAGAACUAGAAGUUCAUGAGACUUGGUGCAGCGAUGAAUAUGAUCGUACUUCUAUGGAACCAGCAAAAUUGACCUAUAAGCACUUAUUAAGGAACGCAGAAAGCACAACUGGUAAGCUGGGAUCAAAAACACCAAAGUCACAAGCUAAAUACCCCAAUUUGACUGAGCGGACUACGAAUGCAAAGCGUACUCGCACCGCGAGAUCCUCACUACAGCAGGUGCAAGAUGAAUCUCUUGAACCACGGCAACAUACGCAAGUCGAACUCGAAACACUGCAACUGGUGCAAGACGAUUUCUUUGAGCCAUUGCAAAUUGAUCUGGAUCAACAUGACAAAGAGUAUAUCAACAAAGUUGUUCUGCUGGAUAAGCUCCGUGUACCAGAUG
Messenger RNA from Paraglomus brasilianum, 493 nucleotides. The record is from the annotation of a GenBank genome assembly. NCBI's taxonomy places the organism in Eukaryota, Fungi, Glomeromycota, Glomeromycetes, Paraglomerales, Paraglomeraceae.